Prorocentrum cordatum is the source of this 2752-nucleotide messenger RNA. NCBI's taxonomy places the organism in Eukaryota, Dinophyceae, Prorocentrales, Prorocentraceae. The record is from the annotation of a GenBank genome assembly.
GAACGAGAUGAUUGCAGUACCAACUGAUAAAGGUAGUAAUCAUUAUUGGAUUCUCUCGGGCGCCCACCUGGUCGAGGCGAUAUACGACGCCUGUUCAGAAGAUCCUACUAACAAGCAAGUGAGGGCGUCCAUCAAGGGCGGAGUGAAGGCGUCAGUCUUGGACUACAGGACGCCAGCGGAUAUUCUAGAACACUUCAAAGAAGAUGGCAACGCACUCAAUCACAUGUCUGGUCAGAUUGCGUGGACCGAGAUUAUCGCCGACUGCCCCCGCAUCCAAGACAAGUGGAAGGCCGAUCGGAAAGUCACAGUGGGCGGCCAGGCCGAGUCUGACGAUGCAGAUGUCCCUUGUGAACAGGACGAUGAUCAACAUGCCAAGCGCGGCAAGAAAAAGUUUGAUAACAAGCAGUAUGAGAAUGACUACUCCACGUUCCUGUCCAAGCAUUUCCCUGGCUACUUCCCGAGAGGCUUCAACCAGUUUGACAUGUGCAGGCGUUGCUCCAACAAACUGAAGGACCAUCCUGAUCUAUGGAAUGAGCUUCGCCAUUACUGCGACCAGCACUGCGUGUACUCGGAGCCCAAGUUGAUCAACGCGGAUGUCUGGUACCUGCUCGACAAACUCAUGGGCAAGCUCGAGGAUCAUGGGCUGUGGGACUACUUGGUUACCAUAUUCAAGUAUUGCAUUCCGACGAACGAUGGGACGGCGUGGCUUGUGAAAGAGAGGAAGGAUUGGGGCAAGCUUCUCGCUUUGUUUGUUCCGAUGUCCACUGGGGCAGCAAAGCCAGGCGACAAGAUCAAGGUUGCCAAGCUUGCAGAGAAGGCUGCUCAGAAGAAAACAUUCAAGCUCAAGGUGCUCUCGAAGAAACAAAUGGAAGCCACCAUGACCACGAAAGUCAAAGGUAAAAAGAGUAAGAAGGCCUCCAAAGCUGCCCCUGCGCCCAAGGACAAGAGCGACGCCUUUUCCGAGUAUUGGGUCGGUGGGGGCUCAGGCAACAUUCUUGUAUUGGAAGAGAUCUUGGGCACGAUCGAGUAUGCGGUAGAUGACAUUGUUGAAGAUGCGCAUUGCAACCAAGAUUUCAUGUGGCAGUGCUUGGACUUGGGCAUCGUCUGGGUCUUGCAAGGUGGCACAGUGUUUGUUCCACCACUGGCGGAUCAGCGAAAGAAGAUCGAUGAGUGCACUGACCCAACGAAGAAGGUCCUCUUCAAUGAGAAGACGCUCCCCGACGGCAUCAAGACAGACCAGUUGAAGGAAGCAGUUGGCAUGGUCACACAGGAGUCCCUGAAGAUCUACAGCAACUUCUUCACGCAGAACAGGCUGGAGAAUGUAUCUCGGCAGGUUGCGGCUCGUUCGCCUUUGGUUUUCAAGAUGAGGCAGCCUGCUCUCCAUACCAUGUCUUCAAACUUGCUGGAGCUCGUGACGGGUGCAGACCUGCAGACGGCUGAUGUCACUUCGGUUAUCGACAUGGUGGGAACUGCGGUCUUCCGUUCGUUUCCUGAGGACAUGCUGCAUUUCAUGACGCGUAACUGUCAAGAGGUUGCAAUCGAGACCAACAUCUUCAAUGAGUUUACCAUUGCUAAAGGCGUAUUGGUCAAAAUCACCGACAUCGCGAGCAUGGUGGAGUCCAGGGCAGUUGACCAGUCCGCGUGGGUGUCUGUAUGGACGAAGGUGGUCACUGAUGUGGCGAACUACUUCAAGCUUCCGAAAUCUUCAACCCAGCUUCGUGACAUGAAGCAAGACUGGGCAACACAAUUGGAUGAGGAGUGCAACAAGACCGAGGUGAUUAAUAGAGCAAGGUUGAUGGGCUGGAAGGGCAACGUGAAGGAUUCCAAGCAGGACAUCAUCAAGUACCUUGUUGAAAAGAGGGCCGCUGAUGAGAAUAAGAAGGAGAUGGAGGACGACGAGUCUGGCCGCAAGAAGUUCAUGGAUAUUCUCCUUGAGGUUAUUGGUGGCAGUGGCAGCGGUCCUGAUGCGCCCCCGCCGCAGCCGAUCGGAGAUGCCAAAGUACAAGUAGCUGAUGGGCCCACGCUCGAUAACUUGAACUUCGCACCCGUGAAGGUGAACCCCAAUGCAAUUGAAUACGAUGUCAAGGCACUUGGAGAUUUGUGUACGCUCGAGCUCAUGAAGUUGCGGCACGUCGACGAAGGCAUCUCCAUGAUCAAGCACAGGAUUCAUGCACGACCCGAUGGUGAUUCUAUAUCGUCCAAGAUGUACUGCAACUUCCCAUCUGGUGCUGGUACGACUUUGAAGCUCCACUUCAUUGGGAAAGUUUCUCUCUUGAAAUACGGGGUGCUUCCUUCGAGCAGGUACGUCAUGAAGCUCGGCACGGUGAAGAUCCCCGAGGGUUCUGGCGCAGUGUUCACUGCGUGGGGAACGCCGACGACGGGCAUGACAAAGUCGAUCGAUCCCGAGUUCGUGCCAGCUUGGGGCGUGACCAGGUUGCCGUUGCUCAAUGAGAAGCUUGGCACUGAGAACGUUCCUAGCCUCAAGCUGGCCUUCCAUGAUGUUCAUAUUCCAGCCUGCACUGCAGGCUACAGCACACCAGCCAUCACUCUUUCUGUGCCGUCCCUGGUUGUGAAUGAGCGUAUCUUCGAGAUGGAGAUGGGGCCGUGGACUGAGCUCACCAGGCUCGAGUUCACUGAGGAGAAGCAGGUGAAGGUCGCGGCAGGUGCUGGCGCGAGCUUGCGCAAGCGCACGCUCAAGCUCGGCGACAGCGACGAUGCGCACGCCGAGCAGGUGCUCAAGCUGGCCAAGAGG